Molecule: messenger RNA, 1427 nt
Organism: Lytechinus pictus (painted urchin)
Lineage: Eukaryota; Metazoa; Echinodermata; Echinoidea; Temnopleuroida; Toxopneustidae
Exons: 1
Coding region: 15-1427 (470 amino acids)
Biological process (GO): receptor guanylyl cyclase signaling pathway; intracellular signal transduction; cGMP biosynthetic process
Cellular component (GO): plasma membrane
Molecular function (GO): peptide receptor activity; adenylate cyclase activity; guanylate cyclase activity
Source: RefSeq, a predicted model, not a curated record
AUCUGGCAGUUAAAAUGCUUUCAUUCAAUAAAGUUCACGAUGUGUACUCUUCUGAAAAAGGAACGAACGGCAGUGAAGCCACGCUAUCACAGGCAUCCACAUCUCUUUGGAAUGAAAGGAGAAGGAUGAGACAGGUACUCCGUAGCGUUGUAUCCAGAAACAAAGUUGUAGAGAUGAGCAAACUACUCAGUGUCUUGGUAGUGCCUUUGGUGGUUCUUAUCGUCCUCUCUGGUCUUAGUCUGGAUGAUAAUGUAAAACAAUGGCGGAGCACUGAACGGGUGGGCAUGGCGCUUCAAUACAACAAGUUGAUAAGCGACACUGUGAUAAGACUUCAAGUAGAACGUGGAUUGUCUUCUACCUUUCUCAGUGGAAACAGAAGUAGUAUUCUUGUCUCAAAUGCUCUCGAAAAGAACAAAGAACGAACAGACCACACCCUUAAUGAGAUGGAACCUUGGCCGACUGCUGGAUUGAACGCGAGUGGAAGGGUAUAUGUAUCCAAGCAGGAGUUUUUGGCGGAUCUGGAUAUUCAUCGAACAAGAGUUAACGGUGGUGGUGGUGGUGGGAAUUAUUUGACAGUAUCAGGAAAUAUAGAAUAUUAUACUAACAUCAACAUUGGUUUAUUAUUGAGCGGGAUCAAGACCACCGUGAGAUCCACCAACCAGGAGUUAUCGUCACUUCUGGUGGCGAAAGACACCCUUCUCUUUUCUGUAGACCUAUAUGGUAUUGAACGGGCUUUGGGUGGAGCCUAUUACGCAUCUUGCCAGUUAUCUGAUGAUGAUAAUGCAUGGUUCCGCGCUGUUCAUUCACAGGCGGAUGUCCUUAUUAGCUACAGUAGAUCUUACUUCGGGGAUACCGACAUCCUCAUUCCCAAAAGUGCAUUCCUGGAUGAACUGCGGAACGAAAUUUAUGCAAAUGAAGAUGCUUGUGCAAAAUAUGGCGACGACAAUGUAUCUGCAUACGCUCUCUACUGGUUUAACAACAUGACGUUGUUCAUUGAGGAGCUGGCUGAUAUUGUUGAAAAUACUACUGAUCAGAUCCUUAUCACCAAUCGAGGAAUCCGCAAGGAGUCUCAGCUUACAGUAAUUGUAUACUCAGUAGUAGUUUCUAUGAUUGUUAUUGUGUGUCUUUCACUGGGUACGUGGUUUGUAUUCCAAACCAACAACCUGCUCAGCGUUGUUGGUUCGUAUGCUAAAGAACUUUCAGAAAAAACCAGAGAACUGGACGCUGAGAGAAAGCGUGCGGACCGAUUACUUUAUCAGAUGCUGCCAAGGUAUGUUGCUGAUCAGUUGAAGAUGGGCCUUUCAGUGCCAGCAGAACAUUUUGAAUGUGUUACUAUUUGCUUCAGUGACAUUGUUGGUUUCACCUCACUUGCUGCUGUCUCUUCUCCAUUACAAGUGGUAAACAUGCUGAAUGGUCUCUAUAGGUAA